GACGUUGCAAAUUCGGUAGCCAGUGUCAAAACGAACAUCGGGGUCAACCAUCAUACGGAGGAAAUUCACGUUAUAACAAUCCGCAACGUUCAGAUAUAUAUGAUCGAAUCAGUUAUGUUUCGGGUUCAACAAAUAAUAACAAAACUUACGAUGAAAGGAGUGUAAGAACAGAUCUGACCAAAGACCGGCCUAUAUUUCGGUACUCGGUCUAUGGACCAGGAAAAGAAGAACCCAAUCUAGUAGAUGGUACGGACUACUCACCAGAAGAGUUGCGACUUCAAUAUUAUGUAAUUAUGGGAACUGUCGGAAAUGAUAUACAAUACCAAAAUGGUGUUAAGGAUCUGGAAAAUCGCACGCAAACGCAAAUAGAUUCUUGUCUUAAAGACUUGCGUAAUUCACUCAACAGAUUCGAGUCACAAAAACAGCAAAAGCAACAAUCCUCAUUUGAAGUAUUUGGUAGUAGUGGUGGCGCAUUUGGACAACCGCAGCCACAGGGAUUCGGAACACCUCAAAACACAUUUGGAGCUUCUAAUACCAAUCAACCAUCCACGUUUGGAACACCUGGUUUUGGACAAAAUACAAUUGGAUUUCCAGAAACUCAACAAGGGUUUGGGACACCUAUGGGUGGGAUCGGUUUCGGUCAAAAUGUAUCUGGUUAUGUUGUACCAACACAAACAGCAGUAACUCCGGCCAUAUUAAAAUACUAUGUCAUAGACCGUAAUUAUUGUAGUCCUAACAGAGGUAAUGGGCAUUAUAAAGUGGUUUGUUAUCAUUACCCAACUGCUUGGGAACGUGAAAAACCACUAGUUAUGAAAGCAUAUUUGGCCAAUCACUGUGUAAAUUGUCCUGAAAAUAUUAGCAAUUAUUAG
Messenger RNA from Dentiscutata erythropus, 869 nucleotides. Lineage: Eukaryota; Fungi; Glomeromycota; Glomeromycetes; Diversisporales; Gigasporaceae. The record is from the annotation of a GenBank genome assembly.